CAAAACGUAGUGAAAUGAGGGUUGUGUUUUUCUGCCAAGGUCUGGGCGGGACCAAGAAGAAGUGGUGUCUAGCUGCCUAGCUAGCUAUCUAUUUAGGGUUGGCAGGAGAAAAUAGCUCUUCGUCCUGACUAACAUCUUGCGAGGAGGGACACCCGUGAACCAAAAUAGGAUUCCGGCGCGUAUCCAGCUGCUAAACUGUUGAUUUUCGAGAGUGCGAUCUGACUGCAAGUUCAGUAUUAUUUUCUUGAUAACUUCAAGGUGAUGACACACCAGUGAUGGACCCCAUGGCAGUGAGCACCUCCGCUUCGGUCCCGGAUGAGUUCGACCGCAAUGUGCCCCGCAUCUGCGGCGUUUGCGGCGACAAAGCCACGGGAUUCCACUUCAACGCCAUGACCUGCGAGGGCUGCAAGGGCUUCUUCAGACGCAGUAUGAAGAGGAAGGCGAGCUUCACUUGCCCGUUCAAUGGCAGCUGUACUAUCACCAAGGACAACCGGCGCCACUGCCAGGCCUGCAGGCUGAAACGCUGUGUGGAUAUUGGCAUGAUGAAAGAGUUCAUUCUGACGGACGAGGAGGUGCAGAGGAAGAAGGAUCUGAUUCUGAAGCGAAAGGAGGAGGAGGCGGCGCGGGAGGCGCUGAAGCCACGCCUGAACGAGGAGCAGACCCAGGUCAUCGCCUCGCUGGUGGAGGCGCACCACAAGACCUACGAUGACUCCUACUCUGACUUCCAACGCUUCCGGCCUCCAGUGAGGGAAGGUCCUGUGACACGCAGUGCCAGUCGUGCCGCCUCCCUCCACUCUCUGUCCGACUUCUCUUCAGACUCCUUCAGCCACUCCCCAGAGUCAGUGGAUAUGAAGCUGAUGAACUUCAGCAGUCUCCUGAUGAUGUACCAGGACAGCGCAGCCAGCCCCAAAUCCAGCGAGCCAGACAGCCCCAGCCUGUCCAUGCUGCCUCACUUGGCCGACCUCGUCAGCUACAGCAUACAGAAAGUCAUCGGCUUUGCCAAGAUGAUCCCCGGGUUCAGGGACCUGACCGCGGAUGACCAGAUUGCCCUGCUCAAGUCCAGCGCCAUCGAGAUCAUCAUGCUGCGCUCCAACCAGUCCUUCAACUUGGAGGACAUGUCCUGGACCUGUGGAGGCCCUGACUUCAAGUACUGCGUCAAUGACGUCACCAAAGCCGGACACACCCUGGACCUCCUGGAGCCGCUGGUGAAGUUCCAGGUGGGGCUGAAGAAGCUCAACCUGCAUGAAGAGGAGCACGUCCUGCUCAUGGCCAUCUGCCUCCUGUCUCCCGAUCGGCCGGGGGUGCAGGACCACGCCCGCGUGGAGUCUCUGCAGGACCGGCUGUCGGAGGUGCUGCAGGCCUACAUCCGGGUGAACCACCCGGGCGGGCGGCUGCUCUACGCCAAGAUGAUCCAGAAGCUGGCGGACCUGCGGAGCCUGAACGAGGAGCACUCCAAGCAGUACCGCUCGCUGUCCUUCCAGCCCGAGCACAGCAUGCAGCUCACGCCCCUCGUCCUGGAGGUGUUCGGCAGCGAGGCUUCGUAGCACCCCCUCCCCCACCCGGCUCGCUCGGAGGUGGGACAGAGGGGAGGCGCCAGGACCGCGGGGUGGGGAGGGGAGGGGCGGGGUUACUGGUGGUCGGGGGGUGGGGCGUCGGCUGAGGCCGCAGUAAGUGGGGAGUUCCCCCCGCGAGUAGAGAAAAGGGAAUCCUGAGAGAUUUUAUGUAUACAUAUAUAAAUAUAUAUAUAAUUAUCUAUAUUUAAGGAAAGCAUAGUUUAUAUUGAAAAUCAGUGGAGGAUUGAUGCUGUGUUUUUCACAGGAUGGCUUUGAAAAACACUGUGUGCGCGUGUGUGUGUGUGUGUGUGUCUGUCUGUCUGUUCUAGAAGGGUUUUGAACCGUAGCCAAGAGUGUACACACACACACACACAUGCGUACUCGCAGGAACACACACACACACAAACACACACACACACACACUGCUGGCUGUAAUGAGAAAGUGAGGCCUGUUUUCGAGGUUUGUAUAUGAGGAUAUUUAAUGACCACUGGGCGUGCAGUUCAGGGUGAGCGAGGAGGAUUCGGAAUCUCGUACGAGGCGCACCGUCCCCGCGGGAUACGCCCUCGCCUUCAUUCAAACAGCCUGGCAGAGAGACAGGUGACCAGUGCCAGCCAAUCGGGAUCCCUCCCGCGGACCCUGGGGCCGGGAGCGAUGCGAUUGGAGGGUCCUUGUCGAUUUCUCCUGGCCCAGGGGAGGCGAGGGCCCGUCCCGUCGGAGGACCUCUGACAGGUGUGGAGGGGGCUCGGCCGGGCCGUCGAGGGCUCCCCUCGGUGGGAGGAGCCACGGCACGCAUUCGCUGUGUCGUCGUUCAGGGAUUCGUGGCAGAUGAGAGUAUGCAGGGCCAGCCCUGCGCUGCUAGCUCAGCCGCCCUUUGGGCUACAUGCUGUUUAUUCAAUUGGCGCUGCGUAACCGCAGACACAUCUGAGUAACUCGAUCCAAGUCCCCCCGAAUGUGUUUUUCGAGAGCAACAGGUGUUCAAAGACCAGCUGAUGGUUCUCGCUGUUCUUUAGACCUUUCACAACAACCUUCUCCUCCUCCCACCCCUCCACACCGCAUUCAGAUCUGAUUCUGUGCCACAGGUCCUGUAGUGUCACAUCACUGAAAAUAAAGCCAGCAUCUUUCUGUGGUUUGUUGGGUGGUGCUGCCCCCUGUUGGUUUGAAUCUGUAAAUACCGCAGUAUUAGUUGUGUACAUACGUAGGGCAAAAUACGUAGGUGAAACUAAGAUAAACCAUUGAAGAUACUCUCAAAAUAUAUGCAAAUAUUA
This is a messenger RNA of Anguilla anguilla (European eel), 2819 nucleotides long. RefSeq names its product vitamin D3 receptor A. Gene Ontology annotation, biological process: positive regulation of transcription by RNA polymerase II; negative regulation of transcription by RNA polymerase II; cell differentiation. NCBI's taxonomy places the organism in Eukaryota, Metazoa, Chordata, Actinopteri, Anguilliformes, Anguillidae. The record is from RefSeq and is a predicted model, not a curated record. The transcript is spliced from 10 exons. Bases 276 to 1544 code for a protein of 422 amino acids. Gene Ontology annotation, cellular component: nucleus. Gene Ontology annotation, molecular function: zinc ion binding; nuclear receptor activity; vitamin D response element binding.